Messenger RNA from Phaedon cochleariae (mustard beetle), 6503 nucleotides. The record is from the annotation of a GenBank genome assembly. NCBI's taxonomy places the organism in Eukaryota, Metazoa, Arthropoda, Insecta, Coleoptera, Chrysomelidae.
AGGCUUAGCGAUGGCGUGUUUUGCUGUGUGGGAUCUAUAAACUCCUGUGAAAAAUGUGUGUUUGGGGUGUUAUGUAGUAGGUUCUAAUAGUUCAAAUGGUGGAAUUUUCAAGUGAUGAGUUUUCAUUCAGCUAACGCCAGUUGAAUUUGGAAUGAUGGAAUUGAAAUUGCAUUCCCCCGCUGGGGCUGAUCCCGUAUUAUAUACCUGGCCGUUAACCUCUGGUCGAGGAAACGACAAACAUGAUGGGGCCAUAGAAAUUGUGGAAACCAUCAGAUGGGUUUGCGAGGAUCUGCCAGAACUAAAACUGCCAUUAGAAAACAACAUUCUCUGUGAUUAUGAUACUAGAAGCUACGAGAGCAUGAAAUCAUUAUGUGAUAGGUUCAAUAGAGCCAUUGAUAGUGUUGUUGCUUUGGAAAAAGGCACCUCCCUGCCGGCGCACAGGAUCAGCAAGUACCCGUCCCGCGGCCUCCUGAGGCACAUCCUGCAGCAGACCUACAACGCCGCAGUUACCGACCCCGAGAAGCUCAACCAGUACGAGCCGUUCUCCCCCGAGGUGUACGGCGAGACUUCGUACGAUUUGGUGUCGCAGAUGAUCGACCAGAUCGAGAUCACGGCGGACGACGUCUUCAUCGAUCUAGGUUCGGGGGUGGGGCAGGUGGUGCUGCAGAUGGCGGCCGCCACCCCGUGCAAGAUAUGUUUGGGGAUCGAGCGAGCAGAGGUGCCGAGCAGGUACGCCGACAGCAUGAACAAGAACUUCCGCACGUGGAUGCAAUGGUACGGCAAAAAGUACGGGGAAUACAAGCUGCUCAGAGGCGAUUUUUUGACGGAGGAGCACAGAGAGAAGAUCAACCAGGCGACCAUCGUGUUCGUGAAUAAUUUCGCAUUCGGACCGUCCGUCGAUCACCAGUUGAAGGAGAGGUUCGCCGAUCUGAAAGAUGGCGCUAGGAUCGUGUCUUCAAAAAGUUUCUGUCCGCUGAAUUUCCGGAUAACCGAUAGGAAUCUGAGCGACAUCGGGACCAUCAUGCACGUGUCGGAGAUGUCUCCUUUGCGGGGCUCGGUCUCCUGGACGGGGAAGCCGGUUUCUUACUAUCUGCACAUCAUCGAUCGUACCAAGUUGGAGCGGUACUUUCAGAGGUUGAAGAAACCCCAGAUCAAGAAUGGGGACGAUGAUAGUACAACGAGUAGUAGUAGGGGUGCGAGGGAUAGGGCAAAGAGAGAUCUGUCAAAGCAGCUAGCGAUCGAUUCUUCUUCUGAGAGCGAAUUCGAGGACCAGGACAGCAAUUACGGACCAGCCACUAGGAAAUUAUGGUCAGAUUUUGGCUCUAUGAAGGGUAAAAGUAGUCCGUCCGAAGAAGAAACCUCUAAUUCGAAGAGCAAGAGGCAGCCGAAGAAGCUGAGACGCAAGGUGAACCGACCGGCGGGCAAGAACCAGCCGCCCGAGAAACCGCUGAUGCAGAAGCCGGCACCGAAGGCCCGCAGGGGGCGCGUCAAGAAGGCCAAGACGAAGAAGCAGAUCAAGAUCAACGGGCUCGAUUUGCUGCACAACGAGACGCUGCUGAGCACGUCGCCGCAGGCGGCCGGCAAGAAGCCGCCUCCGGCGCCGGGGUGCGUCGAUCAGAAGCUGACGUCGCUCAGUUCUGAGUUGAUCGUGCACAACGAGCUGGAUAUACCGGAGCAACCCUCGGACACGCCUUAUGGACUACAGGUACUCCUGGACAUGUUCAAGGGUCACUACAUGCAGAUGAUAAACCAAAUGAAGAACCCCAUGUACAAAUCCUUGGUGGACACCCAGAUCGAGGAGGAGCGAGAAAGGAACAAGCGAUUGAAAAAUCGUGCCGCGCAGCUGGAAAAACAAAUAAAAGUGCUCAUCGAUGACAGCGUGGCUCUACUAAAAGCGCGAAUGAGCGAGCUAGGGAUAAACGCUACUUCCCCCGUCGACUUGCUAGCGAAGGCGAAGGAAAUCGUCUGCAGGCAUAAGGAGCUGCAAGCUAAAGCUAGCAAGCUGCAGGGCCAGGUAGCGAAUCUGGAAAGCGAGAAGGAUCACCUGGUACUGCAACGGCAAUCGGAAGUCUGCGAAAAGUACGUCGGGCCUAACGCCGGCCACGAGCUGUCUCCCAGCGUAGCUCAGGAAUACAUACUCAGAGAAAUAUCUUCGACUCUGACGCACAGGAAGAAAUUGCAGAACGAAGUGUCGAAGCUAGAAGGGGAUAUAGUGAAUUUGCAGAAGACCGGCGAGGAUAGGAAGCAAGCUCAAGCUCUGGCGGCCAGGCAGCAACAGCAGCCGGCGAAAGCGUCCAGGAAAUCCAGAGAGUACAGGGCCAGGUCCCAGGAUUGGCCUGACGUGCCGGACAUCGCCAAAAUCGAGGAACAAAACCCGGAAAUCCUAGCUCAGAAGAUCCUGGAGACGGGCAGGAAAAUAGAGGCCAGCAAGAUGUCGGCCAUCAAUAACAAAGUGCCUCAAGUCGUCGCCUCGGCGAAAACCUUCCCGACCGGUCAGAAACCUCUGGUACGCAAUAACAUGCCGGCGCCCCUGCCCAUGACGAAGAGACAGAAGACCUCCCACAGCUACCCCACCGCUAACCUGGCUGCCAUCCCUGCUAAUAUUAUAAAUGUGAAUGGCUUCAACGCGAGCGAAGCCGCCGGUAAAAGCUUACCGAACAAUGUGGUCGCUAGCACGAAGGCGCAGGAGCCCCCGCGUCUGCCGAACUUCGAGGACCGACUGAAGAGCAUCAUCACGUCGGUGCUGAACGAGGACGUGCAGAACAGGACGAAGCAGGCGCAGGCGCCGCUGCUGCAGUACGGCCAGCCGAACGUGAACGGUGGUACGCAGCAGCAAGCAGCGAAUUACGGAGCUCACGGCUACGGUUAUCAGAACAGCUUCGUCCAGCCGAAGCAGGAGGACAAGCACAGGAAGUAUCCUCAAAGCAAGUACUCCCCGCGCUGCGAGACUGUCGUGCGACAGACCGACGACCAGCGGCCGCGACCGCCGCAAGAGGGCCUCGCCGGCAUGAUGGAGGGCUACAGAGAGGAGAUCCCGAGGGGGCCGGCUCAAGCAGUGGCGCCUCGGCAGCCGAGCGCCGAGAGGCCCGAUUACACGCAAGUGUCGCCCGCCAAACUGGCGCUGAGGCGGCACUUGUCGCAGGAGCGGCUGGCUCACCAGCAGACGCCGUACGGCGGCGGCGAGGGGUUGGUGGCGACGAGGACGAUCGGGGAUCUCAUGUCAGGUGAAAUCGAGAGAACCCUCGAAAUAUCCAACCAGUCAAUAAUAAAUGCAGCAGUUGAUAUGAGUGAUAUUCAAGGUACUGCCACGCUGACAUCCAGGUCGGUAGUCAAUGCGAAUUUACCUCCCCGUCCAGAGCGAGUUAACGUCAAAGUGCCUAAUCCCGAGACCCCGCCCACCCCCAAAGAAGUCGAGCCGAUGCGCCAGCAAGUGUACAGCCCCAUUUCCAGGCCCUCCUCUGCCGAGGGGUUGGAGGGACUGGCCUUCAUGCAUUCGCACGUCAAGCAAUACAUAACGCCCCCGCAGCCGAGCCCCAGACAGCAGUACUCGCCGCGCACGACCGUCCUCUAUCCGGCGCAGGCGCGGCCGAACCCGCCGACCUCGGCGUACGCGUCCGGCGAGAUGUACACGCCGCUGCCCAGGGCGGACAUCAAGCCCUACCACGAGAGUUAUUUUAGCGACGUGAAGCCGCCCGGGCAGGAGCACGAGCCGAGGAACAACUUCGUGGCUGAAGGUCUGGCGGCCAGCCUGCAGGCUCGCGCACUCGCCCCGCCCAUCAAGGAGGAGGUUGACCUCUACGACCGCCGGCACGCCCCUUAUACGCACCCGCCCUAUCAGGAGCCGAGCCCAACCGUGAAGGCGGAGUCGGACGGCCCCGCCCCGUACCAGCGUGACCCGCCCCUCAUUCAAAGCGUGAAGCGUGGUGGCGCGGGCUACAGGCGGGGCGGGUACGUGGUAGGGGGGCGGGGCUCUCCCGAGGAGCCGCCGCUGUUAACGGAGGAGGGGCACCACGAGCGCAGCAGGAAGGGGAACGAGGAAGAUGUCGAUGCAGUGGAAGAAGACGCAGAAGAGUCCAAAUGGCAGGACAGGAUCUCCUCGGGCUUCGACCGGCUGGUGGCGUUCGCGUCGACCGAACUCGACAAGAGGCGGCGCUCCACCGAAGGCAACGACAGCUGCAACACCUCCCCCGAUUCGGGCAUAGGCCACGGCGAUCCGCCCCCCGUUUCGGCGCCUCUCCCUUCGAAGCAGCACCUCAAGCUGCACCCCAACGCGAAGCCCACCCUGUUCAAGAUGCCGCCCAGCAAGGCCUAUCUCGAGUCGCCCCCGAUCCCGGACCAAGGGGAAGAAACGGGCCCGCCGCGCACGCCCUCUCCCACUUCGCCCGUGCCCGCCAAAGACGGGCUGGCGAUCAACUUCAGUCCCGAGCCUGCGCACUCGGAGAAGAGCCCGACGCGGGUCAAUCCGGCGCUGCUGAAGUACCAGCGGUAUCCGGAGGAGAAGAAGAGGCCGGACGCGCACUUCAAGAAGAAGUUCUAUUAUCGGGAGCAAUGGCGGGACGACGGGUGGUCGAAGGGCGAGGAGAUGCCGAAGGAUAAGUUCAGGCCGAAGGGUAAGGAUUGGGAUUGGAACAAGGAGCAGCAGAACGAUUUGCAUCAUCUGGUGGGGGACGAGUGGGGCAGGUCGCGCGACCACUUCAACUGGAAGAAUUGACGCCGUUUUCACUGUUUCUAUGGCAGUUGGCGUGGGGAUUUGGAGUUCUUUUAACGUUGUAUGGGUAGGAUAGAACCACCCAAUGGCUGUCAUGAUAUAUUUCGAUUUGCACCUACUCGAUAUUUUAUUUUGAAAAUUCUCAAUUAAGUUGACUGUUACUGAUUUUAUUUCAAUUGAUUUUGUUUUCAUUUCUUGGGUUGUUUUUUGAUUUUCUUCUUUUUGUUCCUUGAUGAAAAGACUUGUUUAUGAGUGUGUUUUAAAGAUAUCAUGAUGGUUCCAAACAUACUCCAUUAAAAGUUGUUUAUUUCCAUAAGGCAAGUAAGCUCGAAAAUUACUGCCAUAUUUGUGUUCACUGAUGAAUAGAGUCGAGAUAUUGACGAAUUGGCGUGGAUUAUUUUGCAUGGAAAAAUGUACAAUUGUAUUCAAUGUUAUCACUGCCUUCAACAAUGUUUUCAUCUCAUUGCUUCUAAAUUAUUGAUCGAGCAUUUAAUUUAUUGACACUGUAAAAUAUCUGUAUAUUAUUUAUGAAUUAAUCAAUCUCCUAAUGUAAAUAAGAACCUAAUCAUAGUUGAAAAAUUUAAGUACAACUUUUGUAAAUAAAUUAGUAUAAUGGGAAAUUGUAGGUAAAUUAAUUAUACUGAGUAUUUCCAGUUCGGCGUUUCAGUGCUGACGUUCUUUUGGUAGCAGUAUAGUUAGGUUACUUCAACUAAUUCGAUCUUUUUGUACCAAGUCUUGAGGGCUAGUAUUUUAUACUGCCACUUUUUUAUAUAAAAAUAAAAUUCAAGUACGUGUCACCAACAUUUAAUAUGAUUAGAUAAUUCAUUAAGUAAUGCUUGGCCACGUCACAAAAAUUAUUAUUUUCCAUUUUCCCAGUUCUUUGAGUAUUCAGUCACAAUUAAUUUCAUUUGAUAUUCUAAUUUAUUCAGAAUGAGAACUCGACGAAUCGAAAUUUUCCAAUGAAAUUUCAAUGUUCAUAUCAAAAAUAGGUUAUUCUAGUCUCUAUCUGGUUUUUUCAUUUAACCUAUGAGUGUUUCUAAUAUUGAGCCAACUUUUUGGGAGUCGACCAGGACAAAUUAAAAAAAUUUUAUCAAAUUUUGUUUUUUUUUUCAUUGAUGAUAGCUUUUGUUGAUGUGACAUGUACUCAGUCUACUUUUACUGAAGGAAAAUAUUUCGCACCAUAUAUAUAUCCAUAAUUCUCUCUGUAUGAUGAUACAGGGUAGGCACUAAAAUUUCACUCUUGGACCAUUUGAAAUACAGAAGGAAAAAUGACUGAGCAUUUUUAUGGUUUACUCUGUAUAAGUUUUGUAAUAUUAUAGAAUGUUAUUUAUAUUAAUAUAAAUAGAAUAUGCAUAAGUUGCUUUAUAAUUACAUACAUUUCUCUAUGGCUGUCAUUAUUCAGAAACCUGCAGUAAUAAACGAAUUAUAUUUAUAAUAAUAUAUAUAAUAACAUCCUAUGAUAUAUCAAGUUUUAUUGGUGAUAUUUUGUGCUUAUAAUUUCUUUAUGAUUUUUUGUUGGAUAAGUUUGACUUUAUUAACAAUUAUUAUAUUCAUUAUGUUGUUACAUUAUUACUUAUGUUAAUAGUCUAUUUUUUUAGUGGUAUUUUUAUGUGUUAAGAAUUUUUUAAACAGUUUUGUUUGUGAAAUUUUAUUUCAUCAUUUUCUUUCUUUCAGUUUGUUAUUUUUCACUAAUAAUUAUUUUUCAUCUAUUUCAAUCAAUAUCAAUAUCUAGCCAAAGGUUAAUUUUACCAUAGUAGACUUAUUGAGAUGAUAUGAAGAAAGUUGCUAAAUUUUC